Linum trigynum is the source of this 2538-nucleotide messenger RNA. Lineage: Eukaryota; Viridiplantae; Streptophyta; Magnoliopsida; Malpighiales; Linaceae. The record is from the annotation of a GenBank genome assembly.
UAUGUAAUUAUAAUCUAAUUAAAAAUUCAUAAUUCCCCUCCUCCCCCUUCCCCCUCCCUUCCUUCCUUCCCUUGCACCCCAAUUUGGGGGGUAAGCCGAAACAGUGAAUUUACGCUCACGUUUUGCACCCCCCUACUAUUACAAAAUAACCAAACGGGGGUAAACACCUUGGAACUUGUGUUUACCCCUCCAAACUUGCACCCCCUUCUAUUUACACCCUUUCCCAAACAUAGUGUUAGCAAUCGCAUCCGCCUGCUUCUCUCUACUUUCCGUUCGCAUUAACCCUGAACCCUCUCUCUCUCUCUCUCUCUCUCUCUCGGUUUUCUUGUUCUUUUAUCGCAAAUCAAACGAUGACCGAUCAGCCGCAGCGGCUGAGCAUCGACAAUCUCCGGCGAACGACCCAUCUAAUCAGACAGGCCACCGCCUCCUUCUCUUCGAAUCUCCUCACAUUUCUCUUCCUCUCUUUCCUACUCUUUUCCUUCCGAGCCCUCGUCGAGAAUGGCACCCACCUUCUCACCUCCUUCAUCGACCGUGACCCGUCCCUCAAAUCCCUCCUAUCCCGCCUUGACCUAGGCGGCCACCACCAGAACCCCAAUACCAUCCACGACCACAAUCCUCGCUUCCACCGCCGCCACUUCCUCCACCUCACCCGUGUUGGGACCCUAGAUGACGACUUCUUCUCCGGGGACGACGACUCUGAUCGCUCGCUCUUCGGUCCGAAUCGCAAGAUUCCCCCAAAUGCAAGCUCCGUAAUUCUCAACAACUUCCACUCAGGGUUCGGGUUCUCGCACUUCGUCGUCGAUAACGGAGUUAGGGUUCCGGAAAUUGUUCGCUCCGGGGUUCAAUUCAAGGCCGACAGUCUGCCCUUUGAAGAUAUUAAAGCGGAAAAGAUUGAUUACGACAGCAAUGGGAGCCAUCAACCAGAGGAUGAAAAUGGGCAGUCGAUGGGUUUGCAGAAAGGUCGGGACCUGGACCGUGUUGUUGAUUUCCAGUUCUUCGUUAAGGGGUUGGAGCUCGGCCGCCGAGAUGCGGCGGCGCUCUUCUACCUAGUAAGUUUCUUGUCUGCGGCUUAUGGAUGGGUGAUCCUCGGGUUCACGGCAAUGUAUUCCUGGAUGUUAGGGAUUGUGUUCGUUGCCGUGGUGAAUGAUCUGUUGGAGAGGUUCAGUUCAUUUGUCGGUAUCGUGUGGGAUGGGUCGAGAUUAGGGCUCAAGAGACUUACAGGCUUCAUUCUUAUGAGAUGGGCAGUGAGGGAUGCUUUGACUCAACUUGUGGGAUUGUGCUACUUUGGAGAAAUCGAGGAUCAGUACUCGUUUUUCAAGCUGUUUGUGAGGCUAAAGCUGAUGCCUUUCUCUGUUAUGUCUCCGUGGAUUGGUGGUUACGAGAAGGAGAUAUCAGGCUUCUUGUUUACUUGGUUUCUGUUGGAUACCUUGGUGGGGUUAGUAUUUGCUGUGGAUGCUUGGGUUACAAUUGUUGAUUCCAGGAGGACUGGUAGGGAGAUAGUAAAGGAAGGUUGUUACUUGAUAUCAACAAUGUUUCACCAAGCUGUUCAGUUGAAGUGUAUGGAAGCUAUACUCUGUGGAUCUGCAACUAGAUGGGUCUUAUCCCGGGUAUUGGGGAAGUACUUGGCUGCAAUACUUCAAUCGGUUGUGGAGGUUUACUUCAUGGUGGCCUGGCUGAUAUUUUACUUUGCAGCAAGGUGCAAGGAAGCUCACUCUGAAGGAAGAAGGUUUGGGAGGAGAGAAUUGGAAGGGCUAAUUGAUGGCCUGAGAUGAUCAUUGAUGAUGUAUAUGGAAAUGAAUGCUUCCAUUUGCAUAUGCUGAUUUAGCAGCUGCAAAGCUAGAAUAGCAAAGCAGUGAAGACCUUUCAGUGCUUUUGUGUGUUGAUGUUUUUGUAAGUCUGCACUUGGAAUAUCGGCUGGUUUUGCUCACUCUGGAGUGAGCCCUAUCUGUUGUAUGUACACUCUAUAAAGAAUGGGGAAAAAUAUACUACUGUGUAUAUUCUUUUGUGCGAGAAAUGAAUGCCUUCCAUGUGUAUAUUUCCAUUCUUGCAGAGCAUUGUUCUGAAGAACUGGGCAAAAUACGCCUUUCUGUCGUUGAUCUUGAUAGAGGUACAAAUUUUCCUCUGUAUUGAGAGUUUGUGUGCAUGUUUAGUGCUUUCUCUACUGCUCUAUGUCCGACUGAAGCACGACUCAAUGAUAACGAUCAGUUUCAUUUGUUAUAUCCACGUAUUUAAGUGUACUUGCAUUUGUAUUGUUUGUAGUUUAUGAUCAUCAAGAUUAACAAUGAAGAUACUUGGUGAAAGUUUGUUAAGAAAAAGUCCUCCGGUUUUGUGCGUUCUGUGGCUGUGACUAAACCAUAACAAUUCAGCUCAACAUCAAGCCUCUGUUACUUGUUUUUUGUUGUUGUUGUUGGUAGAACAAGCCUCUGUUACUUCCAUUUGGUACGAAAUGCUUGCAUCAAUACCAGAUUGACUUGCUGGCUGGCUUCGACACAAGUUCGAACAGGGCACGGAGGCAAAGAAUGAAAAUGGACUGUGGAA